CGCUGUCAUCUCUCCUUGGCUCCUCCAAAUAUUCUUAGACCAGUGGAUUGUCAGUCUAUUUAUAAAAAUUGUCCCUUACCUAUCUAUCUGAGCUUCAAAUUCUAUUUCUUUUUUUAUAUUUAAAUAUAUAAGGGAGGAAGUGGAAUAGCCACGAAAGAUAGAAUAGAAAAGGGAGAAAUAAAGCCUGUGUAUAGAGAGGAUGACCACCACAUCCUCUGUUUUCAUUACAUAUAUUCCACUGGUUAGAUCUUAGUUUCUAUCAUUUUCUCAUCUGGGUCCUCCUCGAAUGGAAAUUCGUUUUGUUGUUCUGAUUGGUUCAUGAAGGAUCUGAUGUUCCAAGAUUGAAUUUGACGUUUCCUAAUUGUUGUUUCAAUCAGAGCACUAUCUGGGUUCUGUCUGAAUUUUAGACAAGAAAAGGAUGGAACCAGAUCUUGGCAAGCUCUUCAUUGGCGGGAUUUCCUGGGACACAGAUGAGGAACGGCUCAAAGAAUAUUUCAGGAAAUAUGGAGAGGUGGUGGAGGCUGUGAUCAUGAGGGAUCGUGCAACCGGUCGUGCUCGUGGCUUUGGUUUCGUUGUCUUUGCGGAUCCUGCAGUUGCAGAAAGAGUCAUUAUGGAUAAGCACAUGAUCGAUUGCCGCACAGUGGAAGCAAAGAAGGCUGUUCCUAAGGAGGAUCAGAACAUUUUAAACAGAACUGGGGUUGCUCAUGGUUCCCCUGGUCCUGGACGCACGAGAAAGAUUUUUGUUGGAGGUUUAGCCUCCACAGUCACUGAGAGUGACUUUAAGAAGUACUUUGAUCAAUUUGGUACAGUCACUGAUGUUGUAGUAAUGUAUGAUCACAACACCCAAAGGCCAAGAGGCUUCGGAUUCAUCACUUAUGACUCGGAGGAGGCAGUUGACAGAGUUCUGCAUAAAACAUUUCAUGAACUCAAUGGUAAGAUGGUUGAGGUCAAGAGGGCAGUCCCUAAGGAGCUAUCUCCAGGGCCCACCCGGAGCCCUCUGAUAGGAUACAACUAUAGUCCAGGUAGGACCAGUGGUUUGCUUAACGGUUAUGCUCAGGGUUAUAAUAUGAGCCCAAUUGGAGGUUUCGGCAUCAGUAUGGAUACAAGGUUCAAUCCACUUUCUAGUGGUCGUAGCGGGUUGUCUCCAUUUGGCACUACUGGAUAUGGACUGGGUAUGAAUUUAGAGCCAGGAUUGAGCCCAACCUAUGGCGGGAAUUCCAACAUUGGCAAUAGUCUAGGAUAUGCACGGAUGUUGAGCCCCUAUUAUAAUGCCAAUUCAAACAGGUAUGCUACCCCUAUUGGAUAUAAUGCAGGUAAUGGAAGGAGCGGUUCUGUAGUAAGCUCAACUAAUCGGAAUGUCUGGGCAAACAGUGGCAUCAACAAUAACAUAAACCCUGCCAGUACUGGGGGUUACUUGAGUUCUGAAAAUGGGGGCUUUGGAGUUGCUAUAGGAAAUAAUGAUUCAAAUUGGGGCCCUAAUUCUUUUUCAACUCAAAGUAGAGGCAGUGCUUCUGGAUAUACUAGUGCCGGUGGUUAUGGUAGUGGAGAAAGCAGCUUUGGGUUGGGAGGAGGAGGAUACGGAAGAAACAGUGGUACUGGGGUUGCCCCAACAUCAUCAUUUCCCACAUCAACCGUUGGUUAUGAGGGGUCUUAUGGGGACUUGUACCAUAGUGAUUCAGUUUAUGGUGACUCAACUUGGCGCUCUACCAGUCCUGAGCUAGAUGGUUCUAGCACAUUUGGUUACGGCCUGGGUGAUUUACCUGCAGACAUCAGCGCCAAAAGUUCUGGGGGCUAUAUUGGAAGUUACAAUGUUACCAGUAGACAACCAAAUAGAGGAAUUGCUGCUUAGGUGAUUUGUUGGGUAUCAAGAGGUGAUGGUAGGUGAAGUGAAACCAGUCAAACACUGAAGGAUUGUGAAUAGUAUACGUCUCUCUUAGUAAGAUUUUCAGCUUAUAAGGAAACUGAUCAUAUAGUUCUAACGGGGUUCCUUGAUUUGAAGUAUACAUAUCAGAGAGCAAUUUCAUGGAAUUUUGUGUCAGGUUUGGGAUUUGCUUUUUUCCUUGAAAGCUUAGGUUCCUUUCUCAAAGUUUGAUUGAGGUGUAAAAUCAGAUUGCGGAUAUAUACUCAGGAAGACGGUUUCAAUUAAUGUACCUUGCAUCUCCAGCGAGACCAGCCAGCAUUAGUCUGUUGAAAGAGAUAGAACAUUGAUUUUUUUUUUUUUCAUUUCAUUUCUGUAAGCCUGGCAAAGUUGCUGGUUCUUAUGUUUCUUCUGGGAUUUGCUUUUCUCUCAGAUUUUAUGUAAGGUUUCUGAUUUACUAGUGUGAAACAAUAGAGGGAUGCCCAACUGGGAUCCCCGUCAAAUAAGUUACUGAACAUUUUGAUUCAUUGUUUUUAAGUGAAGUUGUGUGAAGCGUCAGAUAUUACUCC
Molecule: messenger RNA, 2427 nt
Organism: Prunus persica (peach)
Lineage: Eukaryota; Viridiplantae; Streptophyta; Magnoliopsida; Rosales; Rosaceae
Product: heterogeneous nuclear ribonucleoprotein 1
Exons: 5
Coding region: 419-1849 (476 amino acids)
Molecular function (GO): RNA binding
Source: RefSeq, a predicted model, not a curated record